Pseudophryne corroboree (corroboree frog) is the source of this 1780-nucleotide messenger RNA. RefSeq names its product Thy-1 cell surface antigen (gene THY1). Gene Ontology annotation, biological process: integrin-mediated signaling pathway; T cell receptor signaling pathway; negative regulation of neuron projection regeneration. The coding region runs from base 107 to 604 and encodes 165 amino acids. Gene Ontology annotation, molecular function: integrin binding; GTPase activator activity. Gene Ontology annotation, cellular component: focal adhesion; external side of plasma membrane; myelin sheath. NCBI's taxonomy places the organism in Eukaryota, Metazoa, Chordata, Amphibia, Anura, Myobatrachidae. The record is from RefSeq and is a predicted model, not a curated record. The transcript has 4 exons.
CUGCAGUAAGAGCUGUACAUUGCGGCAGAGGGAGGUUGCUGUCUGACUGCUGCUGCAGGGAUCCGGUGAACACACUCAGGGAAGAAGGUGCCAAUAAAGAAGAACAAUGAAUUACAUACUGCCAUUGGGGAUAUUUUUUACUGUUUUGCAGGGAUCCUGUGGUCAGAAAAUCACACAGCUCACAGCCUGUAUAAGUGGCCGCGGCCCGACGCUGCGCCUGGACUGCCGAUAUCUAAACAGUACUAACAACAAGCUACGCUAUGAAUUCAAGGUGAAGCGUAAUGUACAGCCCGAGACCAUCCUCAGUACCAUAAACCUGAACUUCUUCAACGACAAAUACCACAAUCGAGCCAGCGUUUACACCGAGCGUGGCCUGGUCCAACUGCACAUUCAGCGAUUCAAUGUCUCAGAUGUAGGCCAAUACACUUGUUCUUUAGACAUUCCAAAUGACUUCAGUAUCAACCAAACAUCCACCAUCACUGUCCACAAAGACAAGCUGGAGAGGUGUGGAGGAGUCAGCACCCUCAUGCUAAAUACACCGUGGCCGCUUAUCCUCUUCCUCUUGCUGCCAUUACUCCAAGCCGGUGGCUUCUUAUGUUUGUAAAGAUCACACAUUUUGAGAGAGAAGCUUUUCCAGUGUGGCUCAGACCGAUGAGGGCUGCUUCCAUGUAACUUCAUGACCAAUCCUUGUGUAUUUGUCACUGUUGUCCCUGCCCCUAUUUACAAAUGUACCUGUAAUAGGUUGUAUAAAUGUUGGCUGUUCUAUAAGGAACAUCACAAACCCAUCAAACAUCCAAGUACAGAUGUGUUCUUUUUACUGUGGCCGCAAUACGCCUCUCAGUGCGCUAGAUCCCGUGUGCCUCACUACAUCUUCUUCACUCAAUGCAUGCAUCUUAUUCCCAUCAAUACAUCACUGUGAGCAUUGUUAGCUUACACUGACCACUGGGGUUUUGACAUUUGUACAUCUGUGUCCGACUGGGUCUGUGGAGGAGAUGUACUAUGCCUUGGAGAGAGAUAAAGUGAAGAGCGAUAAGUUACCAGCCAAUCAGCUCCUAACUGUCAUGUCACAAGCUGUGUUUGAAAAAUGACAGGAGCUGAUUAGUUGGUAGUUUGUCUCUCUCCACUUUACCACUCUCCAUGGCUUAGUACAUAUUCCUCUUAAAAAGGGUUCCGAUACAAGCAACUGCGGCUUUUCCUCACGCCAAGUUCCGUUGUGCUGCAUCUGCAACUUACGUGUGUAAAACCAAUGCCUGGGCUAUUAGGGGUCUAUUCAUGAAGCAGUGAAAAGGGUUGAAAAAAGGUCCAGGAGAGAAGUUGCCCAUGGAAACCAAUCAGCUUUAAAGUUGCCCAUGGCAACCAAUCAGCUUUGAAGGAAGCCUUUAUGAAGUACAUGCUAUAAAAUGUAAGGAAGAUGCUGAUUGGUUGCCAUGGGCAACAUCUCCACUGGUCUGUUUCUCCAGUGUUUUCACUGCUUCAUGAAUAAACCUAUUAGUGUCACAGCCUAGUGUCUUUGGUAAACAGUGAGCAGCGUUUUGCUGCAUCUGUGAUGCAACUAAGAUGCAAAAUGGGUGGGAUGUGUAAGUACAGUACGCUACACCUCUCAAAGCAUCUCAGGCGCACCGCUAGUGUCUCUCGCCGAAUGGCGUAAAGGCGAACAGUCUAUGAAGGCACAUCUGUACGGAUAAUUUUAAAAGCAACUGCCAUGGAAGAUUUGGUUAUAAUUAAUAACAAAAUUCCAUGUUAUCAAUGUAUUAAUAAAGCUUAUGUUAGCCAUACAAAA